AUGGAGUCAAGCAACAUUGGUCAGAUUUUAUAUGCUACCGUAGAUCCCAAUAUAAAUAUUCGUUCAGAAGCAGAAAAUAAAUUAAAGCUAGCUAAGGAAAGUAAUUUCGUUCAAUAUAUAAAUCAAUUAUCUAAUGAAUUUUGUAAAAGUGAGAAUGAUCCAUAUUUAAGACAAAUAGCGGGUUUAUUAAUAAAGAAUGCUUUUACUUCAAAAGAUAAUUAUGAGAGUGAAGAAAAAGCUAGGACAUGGUUAAAUUUUCCAGAAGAUAUAAAAAUGGAAUUAAAAAAUAAUUUAUUAGUUUUGUUAAGUCAACAAAGUGAUAAGAUAGUUAUAGGUACAGCUUGUCAAAUAAUAUCUAUAAUAGCUAAGAUUGAAUUAUCACAUAAUAAAUCAUCUGAAUUAUUACAUAAGUUAGUUAAUAAUAUAAUUGAAAAAAAUGCUUAUACAAAAAAAUCAUCAACAGUAUGUUUAGCUUAUUUAACAGAAGAUAUUGCUGAUGUAUGUAAUGAUAGUAAAACAAAAUAUGCAUUCACUCAACCUGAUUUAGAUUUAAUAUUAACAGCAAUAAUUAAUUCUUUAUGUGAACCUGCAGAAGAAUCAACUCAUUGUGCAAAUAUGAAAGUAUUAUAUAAUUUAAUGUCAUUUAUUGAACAUAAUUUUAAAACUCAAGUUGAAAGAGAUAUAAUAAUGAAAACUGUUAUUGAUGGUUGUAAAGAUACUGAACGUCAAAGUGUACAAAUUGCAGCAUAUGAAUGUUUAAUAAAUAUUGUAAGCUAUUUUUAUUCUUAUUUAGAUGCAUAUAUGUAUGCUAUAGGUCCCUUAACAUGGGUAGCUAUCGAAUCAGAAAAUGAAAGAAUAGCAAUCAGUGCAAUUGAAUUCUGGAAUACUGUUUGUGAAGAAGAAACAUUUAUAGAUCAAUAUGAAUUACAAGAAGGAAAAAAAAAUCAUAAUAUUGUAAAACAGGCAAUGGUAUUUUUAUUGCCGAAAAUAUUUAAUGCAAUGAUAACACAAGAAAGUGAAGAUAUGGAUAUAGAUGCAUGGACAUUAUCUAUGGCAUCAGCAACAUUUUUAGCUUUAAGUGCACAAUUAUUAAAAAAUGAUAUAGUAGAACCUGUCAUAUCAUUUGUAGAAGAAAAUUUUAUACAUGAAGAUUGGAGAAGAAGAGAUGCAGCUGUCUUAGCUUAUGGUUCUAUUAUGGAAGGUCCAGAUACUGAAAAAUUAAAACCUUUAGUUGAAGAAUCUGUUGGACAAUUAUCUGAAGUAUUAAGAGAUCCAUCUGUUGCUGUUCGAGAUACAGCUGCAUGGACUAUAGGGAAAAUAACUACAUAUCAUUCUGAGAUUAUAUAUAAUGUAUUAGGAAGUUAUAAUGAUAGUAAUUCUUUAUAUGGAAUAUUAUUAGAAAGAUUAAAUGAUUACCCAAGAGUAGCGGCUAAUGUAUGUUGGGUUUUUAAUCAGUUAGCUGUAAAUAAAAGAACUUCAUAUAAUAAAAUGACAAAUACUUAUGUAACAGAUUUAGAUGAUUCCUUUUGUGUAUUGUGUAAAAAAUUAAUUGAUGUAAGUUCAAGAGAAGAUUCUGAUAUAAGAAAUUUAAGAGAAGCAGCAUUUAAUGCUUUAAAUGUAGUUAUAUUAAGUGUAUCUGAUAAUUGUUUAAAAUAUAUGAUUGAAUUAUUAUCACAUAUGAUGUAUUUAUUAACAAAUACAUAUUUAAAUCCACUAACGGAAGAAGUAAAAUCAUUACAAGGAUAUUAUUGUGGAACUAUGCAAUUUAUAAUUAAUAGAUUAGGUAAUCAAUGUAAACCAUUUUUAAAACCAAUUUAUUUAAGUAUCUUUAGAUUAUUUGAAAUAAGAACAGAUAUAUGUGAAGAUGCUUUAUUAGCUUGUAGUGCUAUUAUUAAUGUUAUGGCUGAAGAUUUUAGAGAGCAUUUAAAAACAUUUUUAAAUGUUAUAUUUAGAGGAUUAAAAAAUGUUUCUGAAACAUCAACAUGUAAAAUAUGUAUAGAAAUGAUAUCAGAUAUAUGUAUACCAUGGACAUCUGAAUAUGAAAAAGAAAUGGAAUUGAUACUUGAAUGCUUAUGGGAGGCUCUUAAAACUUUUGGUGUACAUGAUUCUAUAAAAAUUAGUAUUCUAACAGUAUUAGGUGAUAUAGCUACAGCAUUAAAUAGAAGCUUUUCCAAAUAUCUUAAUUUCUUUGCAAAUAUAUUAUCAGAGACAUCUAAAAUUACUAUUACUUCAGGAUCACCUGAUAGUGAUGAUUGGGUGAAUUAUGUUUUUGAAUUAAGAGAUGCAAUUUUAUUAACUUAUAGUAAUAUUAUUUAUGCACUUAUAGAUGGAAAUGAAAUAAAUAAACUAAAACCAUAUAUACCAAAUAUUCUAGAUUUUAUUGAAUUAAUAUUAAUUAAAGAAAUUAAUCAUUUUAAUGCUCAAAAUUUUCAGAACUCGGUAUCUUUAUUAGGAGAUCUUGUGCAUGCAUAUGGAUAUGAACUAAUAGAAAAUUCCAAGCUAACUGAUUUAAUUAUAUCUGUAUAUGGAAAAAUUGAUAUUUUAUCUAGUCAAGGAGAUGAAAAAUGUGAAACCUGUGUUUCAAAAAUAAAAUGGUUGAAAAGAAUUUGUAAUGCCAGAUUAUCACAGAAAUGA
This is a messenger RNA of Plasmodium adleri (nom. inval.), 2634 nucleotides long. Its product is annotated as importin beta, putative. Gene Ontology annotation, biological process: protein import into nucleus. Bases 1 to 2634 code for a protein of 877 amino acids. Gene Ontology annotation, molecular function: small GTPase binding; nuclear import signal receptor activity. The transcript has a single exon. The record is from RefSeq and is a predicted model, not a curated record. NCBI's taxonomy places the organism in Eukaryota, Apicomplexa, Aconoidasida, Haemosporida, Plasmodiidae. Gene Ontology annotation, cellular component: nucleus; cytoplasm.